GUACAUUUUGGGAUGCCCUGUUGCUUCUUAGGGGCAUGAUGACAGAUAAAUAACACUGCGUAAAAAUUAAUAUUUUUUAUAUCGCUAUGUCAGAGCAGUUGAGCUACGAAAUUCACAAAUAUUCCAGCUAUUCCACGUCUUAUUUGCCUGAGAAUAUCCGGGAGGAUUGUCCAAGCAAUCAGACGUCACGUUGGUCCUCCAACACCAAUAGUCCUCCGCAAUUUCUCACGCUCAAGCUCCAGCGUCCGGCAAUUGUUAAGACCAUCAAGUUUGGGAAGUAUGAGAAGACUCAUGUUUGCAAUCUCCGGAAGUUUAAGAUUUUCGGCGGUCUUGAGGAGGAGCACAUGGUUCUCCUUUUCGAGGGUGGCUUAAAGAAUGAUUCAGUUCCGGAAACAUUCACCCUGCGCCAUACAACGGAUUCCGGGGAGUUGCUGCCGGUUCUCUUUAUCCAAAUCAUGCCACUCCUCUCAUGGGGUCCCAGUUUCAACUUUAGCAUCUGGUACGUUGAGCUCCAGGGGCAGGAUGACCCAAUUUUCGUGCGUACCAGCCUCCAGAACUACAACACUUUGCGCGAAGUGGAAAUUGUCCGUCUCUGCCUGAAGCACUUCCGGCAGCAGGGCUACGAAUCGGCCUUCCGCUGUCUGCAGGAUCAGACGAAUGUCCUCCUUGAGCACCCAAUGAUGUCCAAUCUCCACGAUGCCCUCGUCAUUCGCGGUGACUUCCAGGAGACCGAAGGCUUCAUGGAGCAAUGCGUGGAGGAUGGUCUACUGGAUGGGUACCUAGCGCGGCAGGAUUACAAGGCAUCGUGGGAGUUGCAGGAUGUGACAGAGACGGAAAAUCGUCCGGGUAUGCGUGGUGGGCAUCAGCUGGUAAUCGACAAUCAGAAUGGGUUGAUCUAUUUGUACGGGGGAUGGGAUGGAUUUGAGGAUCUCAGUGAUCUGUGGUGCUACAGCAUCAAAUCCAACGUUUGGCGCUUGAUUCAUGCGAAUUCGGAGAAAUUUGACGGCCCAACACCCAGAUCUUGUCACAAAAUGGUCUUCGAUCCACGCAGCGGUCAGAUUUUCAUUCUGGGACGCUACCUGGACAGUUCUAGUCGCACCAAGGAGCACAUUAAGAGUGAAUUCUACCUCUACGACACCACGCAUCAGUCUUGGUUGCAAAUUUGCGACGACACAAGUCAAGUGUGUGGGCCACAGCUCAUCUUUGAUCAUCAAAUGUGCAUUGAUGUGGACAAGCAGACAAUCUACGUGUUCGGCGGACGUAUCCUGACACCACGAAACAUCGACGAUAUGUCCAACGAUCCGCAGUACUCGGGACUCUUCUCCUACCACAUCGGCACAAAUACGUGGACACAGCUCCUCGUGGACUGUGGGCAUCCCACAGCGGCUCACUUCGAUGUUCCCAGCAUUAAAUCACGCGUAACACACUCAAUGGUCUUCCACCAUCGUCACCGGAAGCUCUACAUCUUCGGCGGGCAGCGCAAUAAGGAAUACACCACGGAUUUUGUGGCCUACGACGUGGACACGGGGGAGCUGUCCGUUGUCAAUGUGGACUCAACGGCAGGCGAGAAGAAUGUCCCCCAAUCGGGAUUCACUCAACGUGCAACCAUUGAUUGCGAUCGCGAUGAAAUCUACGUUCUUUCCAGCCUAAGUAAGGAGAAGGAACGGCGGGAUCUCAAUGUCAACAGUCUCUGGCUGUACUCCCUCAAAACGAAUGAGUGGACGUGCAUUUACAAGUGUGACCACUCAACGGAGAAUUGCUGUUCCAACAAGAAUCAGGUCAUGUGCUCCGAACCAUGCCCACGAUAUGCCCAUCAGCUUGUCUACGAUGCCACCAACCGUAUUCACUACCUCUUCGGUGGUAAUCCCGGACGAAAUACACUGCCACAGCUACGACUUGAUGACUUCUGGGUGCUCAGGCUUGACAAGCCCAGUCGGCAGCAGAUUUUGCGUCACUGUAAAUAUUUAAUAAGAAGACUGGAGUAUGAGGAGAUAACAAAGAGUGACCCACUGAAGGCUGUCAAUUAUCUUCAGACAAGACUGCACGACAUUAUUGACCACAAAGACCCGGAAGAACUUAAAGAGUUCCACAAAUUGGCUUCAUUGCUGUUCAAAUGCGAUGACUUCCAGACGGAAAAUAACAGUCCCCUUAUGACGGUACCCCUUGGCACCACAUCAGCCUUCCUCCAGGAUAAGACGGCUUCAUCACCGGGUGCUUCCACGACCACAACUCCAUCGCCAUCGUCAUCGUCGUCAUCGACAAAAAUGGAUUUGUCCUUCAAUGUGAAGAAUCAGCGUUAUUUGCUCUUCAAUAAACUCGUGAAGCUCCUGCCGGAGAAUAUGGUGCAGCCAAAGGGGAAUCUGAGUGACUUUGUCCUCAUCUAAAAGGUUUAAAAGAAAGAGAAAAGUCUUCUCCAAUUUUUUUUACUCUUCCCGGACUUUUUUGGCACAGAGAGUUCACAUUGGGAGGGAUCCUCUGCAAAAUUCGGGGAGAUGUCAUAUUUGCUAAACUAUAUACCUUACAUACAAAAAGAACUAUAUACAUAAUAUAAAAAAAAUAUACUCUUAAGGAGAUGCAUGUCGAUCAAUUUAAUAAUAACGAUUUAUCAGCCCCCUA
Molecule: messenger RNA, 2616 nt
Organism: Lutzomyia longipalpis
Lineage: Eukaryota; Metazoa; Arthropoda; Insecta; Diptera; Psychodidae
Gene: muskelin
Product: muskelin
Exons: 5
Coding region: 87-2384 (765 amino acids)
Cellular component (GO): cytoplasm
Molecular function (GO): protein binding
Source: RefSeq, a predicted model, not a curated record